Zea mays is the source of this 1091-nucleotide messenger RNA. RefSeq lists its product as uncharacterized. The record is from RefSeq and is marked validated. Gene Ontology annotation, molecular function: GTP binding; GTPase activity. The transcript has 9 exons. NCBI's taxonomy places the organism in Eukaryota, Viridiplantae, Streptophyta, Magnoliopsida, Poales, Poaceae. The coding region runs from base 178 to 825 and encodes 215 amino acids.
CAAACCACUACCUGAUUUGUUUACCCCCCGAAAUUUGCCGUCUCCUCGUCUCGCUCCUCUCCCUGCGCAGCCCCCAGAUCCGGCACCGCCCGCUCCUCGAUCCCCGCACCCCACGCCCGCAGGCCGGGACCGGCGGGGUCGCGCGCCGGGUAGGAGGAGGAGAAGAGGAAGGGUGGUAUGGCGGCGCCGCCGGCGAGGGCCAGGGCCGACUACGACUACCUUAUCAAGCUGCUCCUCAUUGGAGACAGCGGUGUUGGCAAGAGUUGCCUCCUGUUGCGGUUCUCUGAUGGUUCCUUCACUACAAGCUUUAUUACCACAAUUGGUAUUGACUUUAAGAUACGAACGAUAGAAUUGGAUGGCAAGCGUAUAAAGCUACAGAUUUGGGAUACGGCGGGCCAAGAACGCUUCCGGACUAUUACCACCGCGUACUACCGAGGAGCUAUGGGCAUCUUGCUGGUUUAUGAUGUCACCGAUGAAUCUUCUUUUAACAACAUCCGAAACUGGAUUCGGAACAUUGAACAACACGCCUCUGAUAAUGUCAACAAGAUUUUGGUUGGCAACAAGGCCGAUAUGGACGAAAGCAAGAGGGCUGUACCUACUGCAAAAGGACAAGCACUUGCUGAUGAGUACGGGAUCAAGUUUUUUGAAACGAGUGCGAAGACAAACCUGAAUGUGGAGCAAGUGUUUUUCUCCAUCGCACGUGACAUCAAGCAGAGGCUUGCGGAGACUGAUUCAAAGCCAGAGGACAAGGCAAUCAAAAUUAACAAGCCAGACCAGGGUUCCGAGGCACCAGCUGCCCAGCGAUCUGCUUGCUGCGGCUCAUAAGCAGAUGCACGAUGGCCAUAGCCUUUGGUUAUUUGACAUUAUUUAUUUCCCGCUUGGCUGUUAUAGGAAGGAUUUGAAGAAGCCACUUAUGAUAUACCGAUGUGGUUGUACUCGUGGUUGCUUCCAUUCUUUGAAGCAACCACCUCUUGCUGUUGACGUAGCUAUUGCUAUUGCUGGGAGCUAUUGCACUCUUGCAUUGGAUCCGUUGGAAAAACUCUCCCCUCCCUACAGUGUGUAAUGAAUGAAAUCCAUGUCGUUGGGUUUGC